Molecule: messenger RNA, 1193 nt
Organism: Chrysoperla carnea
Lineage: Eukaryota; Metazoa; Arthropoda; Insecta; Neuroptera; Chrysopidae
Gene: spn-F
Product: protein spindle-F
Exons: 2
Coding region: 55-1140 (361 amino acids)
Source: RefSeq, a predicted model, not a curated record
UUUAUAUAUAAUUUACGUAAAACAAAAAUAUAUCACAGUGAUAAUUAAUCAAAAAUGGAAUCGAUUAAUGAUUUAACAUAUAAUUGUGAAAAUACAUCAAAUUAUGCCUUACAAUUGGCAUUAAAAACAAUGCAAGAACGGUGUCAACAACUACAAAAACGUUUAGCCACCGUGGAAGAUGAAAAUUGUAGUUUACGCAUGAAAUAUUGCCGUGAAAAACCAUCGAUAAAUAUUUCUAAUACAAGUAAAACAGAAGUGGAAUUAUUACAAGAUAAAAUAGGUCAAUUAACGAAACAAAAGUCUCAAUUAGCACAAAAUGUAAUGAUGGUUGCAUCAGAGAAUCGUAAUUUAUGGAGUCGUCUAUCGAAAUUAACAGAUGUAAAUAAUUCGUUGGGUAAUCAAUUAUUAAAAAUAAAUGAUGCGUUAAAUCAACAUAAAAUGAAUGAAUCAUCAUUAGGUCCUAUUCCAGUAAGUAAUCAUUUAAUUCGUUCAAAAACAUUUACACAACAUUCACCUAGAGAACGUUCGGAGAUGAUAAAACGUGUGACGGAUCCAAGUGAAUCAGAGUAUGUUAGUUUAGAAGAAAUAUCAUUGAAGUUAUUGAAUCGUUUGUCAAAAGAGAAAGCAGAUUUAGAAGAGCAAUGUGCACAAAUGGCUGAAUUACAAAAUGAUAUUGAAAUUGAUGUACAUUCGAUUGGUUUUACAUAUCCAGAAGAUAGUGAUGAGGAGUCGUCAUUUAAUGAACUUACGAAACAUUCAGAGAAUUUACAUAAUUUGAAAGACAUAUUACUUCUGCAACAAACGAAGUUAAAGAGUGCUGUUGAACUUAUACAAAAGUAUCAUUCGGAUGGCGAAAAAUUGUGCAAAAAUUGCCGAAAAACUUCUAAUAAACAAGAAACAACCAAAAUAAUUGUAAACAAAAGCAGUGAAGAAAUUGAGAAAAAAAAUCAGGAUAACAUGAAACCAUCAGGAAGCAAUAUUAAGAGCAACAGCAAUAACAUUCGUUUAUGUCCAAUGUGUAUGAAAGUAUUUAAUUUAAAUAUUGAUGCUGAUAGCGAUUUUCAUCGACAUGUGGAAAAUCAUUUUGUUGAUGAUUCUAUUACAGAUCAAUUUGAAAUUGUCACAACCUUAGGUAUAUAGCCUUUAUUUUAUCAAAAUGAUCGAUUAUUAUAUCAAGUAGGAAAAUUCAAGAA